Elaeis guineensis (African oil palm) is the source of this 743-nucleotide messenger RNA. RefSeq lists its product as uncharacterized. The record is from RefSeq and is a predicted model, not a curated record. NCBI's taxonomy places the organism in Eukaryota, Viridiplantae, Streptophyta, Magnoliopsida, Arecales, Arecaceae.
CUUCAUCUUCUACCACCCUGCCCAUCAAGGCCAAGAGAUGCUCUCCAAUACCUCAAGUCGUCCCCAAAGCCCCCUCCGUAUCAAGCAAGAUGACAAGUUCUAUUCAAGGCUCCUCUCCAAGGAGAGCUCCUUGGCCAACCCUUCCUUCAGGGUCUACUAUGGGGUGGCACCAGGAUCGGUGCCCUUCUUGUGGGAGUCUGAACCGGGCACACCGAAGGCUGCCGUAGCCACCGCCACCCUCCCUCCCCUCACCCCUCCUCCUUCCUCCCACUUCAAUACCAUGAAGUCCAAGGCCACCAAGAAAAAGAAGCCGUCCUCAAGGCUUAGCCUCAUCACCACCUUAUUCCUCAGGCUUACUCCAAGGAAAACUCACCUGGCAUCGCCACCGAUGUCAUCCUCAUCACUGUCAUCAUCAUCAUCCUGCUCUUCUCAAUUUGAGUCUUCAGUUUCUCGUCAACGUAGACUAUUCUUGCGCUCACGGUCAUCAUUCUCUUCAAGAAGGGACUAUGAGGACUAUGACAAAGAGCGACCGAGGUCGAUCUUGUGCUUUCAGGUGCGACAGAUUCCAAGGUUACUAUUUCAUCGUAAUCGGAAAGGAAAAAAUGUCAUGAGUCAUUAGACAUUGAUCUAGCCAUGGCAUUGCUCAUAGAGGUCUUCUUGUUCAGGGUGUCCACGUUUGUGGUAGAACAUCUCAUCCACCUUAGUAUAUUCAGAAUAAAUGGGCACUGUUUGUAUGAAUUUAA